Molecule: messenger RNA, 948 nt
Organism: Rodentolepis nana
Lineage: Eukaryota; Metazoa; Platyhelminthes; Cestoda; Cyclophyllidea; Hymenolepididae
Source: the annotation of a GenBank genome assembly
AUGCUUGCUAUUCUUGAGAACGGUCUUAUUGUAAAAGAGGUAGAUAAACCAUACAGAGACUUGAGUGAAUACGUUGAGAAGCUAAGGAUUCUUCGUCAAGAGUAUACGAAUUCCGCCAUCAAACCAGUUGUGAUUGGGGCAUCAGUGAGCCUUUAUCUAUCAGGUGGCAACUAUCGUUUAGCCAGAGCUAACGGAGCUCUUAGCCGGCAUGUCAAAGAUAUUACAACUAUUAAUCAGGCCCGUUCGUCAUGUGUGAGUGAAGAAGAUGCCGAGAAGAGUGGAAAUAGUCAUCUUGAUUCGGCACAAGCACAACCACUUAAGUUCCCUCCUGUUACUGCCUUUCCUCCCACGAAUGGUGGCCAUGUUCCAUCACCAUUCACCAACGAUCUCUGUUUUCCUCCACCUGAUUUCAUUAAUAAAUCCCUUCCUCCACCUCCACUUGGCUCUACUUUCAGCCAAAACAACUUCCUGUCAUUUGUGGUGGACAAGGAGCAAGAAAUCCAUCUCAUACUUCUCCCAAUAUCAAGUUUCCAGAGGAAGAUUUCGGGAAUCAUUGCUCGAGUCGCUGAAGUCGCUCUCACAGCAGGGAUUAUCAUCAUGGCUGUCAGAGGAAAGUCUGAUCUCAGACAUUCCUUCCAGGCAGUCUUCGAAUGCCCCGAAUCAUCCUCACGUUCAAGACGAAAGGUAGCAACUGGGGAUUCAAGGGGACGUGGAGGAGGAGGAGGUAGUGGAAAGAAGUCCUAUCGAAGCAGUCAUCGCAGUGGCCGUCAUCGUCGAUCACCAGCACCACGUAGGAAUCGAUCACAUUCUACAUCUCGAAGAUCUGCUCUUCCGGAAGUUUGGAUUCAUUCAACUUUGACGACACCUGCUAAUCUACAGGAAGCGAUUUCGACUGCAGCCGCUGAUAUCAGUGUGAAACAGCGUCGAUCUUUCCUCGGUGUCUUCUAG